AUAUUCUCCUAUGUUUUUUCUGAUUGUUUUCUUUGGUUUUUUGCUUGCCGGCGUCUUCUGGCUUAUCCCAAGGGAAAUAACAGCCCUAAUAAUUUUUCUUUGUAUCUAAAGGUUUCUGAUUAUGAAUCAUUACCUUGUGGAUGGAGCAGACACGUACAAGUUUGGUUUACUAUCGUAAAUCAAAUUCUGCCUAAAGUCUCAUACAUGCGAGGUUUAUAUUUCUAUGCACGCUUAAUAAGUAAAUGCAUUUCUAGUUAAAAUUUUAUGAUUCAUACAUGUUCGUGGGACUUUUGGCUGCUACGUGAUUCUAGUUAUGUAUUGGGCAAGAAAACUGUGUUUGAUCAGUUAUAUGUUUCGUGACUUUACAGAAGUACAACACCGGCUUGAUUCGAGCUGUAUCUACUGGGGUCUCCCAGCAAUGUUUCCUCUUACCGCUCUUAAGGCCCUAAAUAGUGGGUUUUUGGUGAACGGAGAAUUAAAGAUUGUUGCCGAUGUUAAAGUUGUUGAAGUUAUUGGCAAUUCAGAUGUAGCAAAAAGUCCUCUGAAAAGGAAAAAGCUCAAUGAUGCGGAAACCUUGUCAGUCAAUGGAGUUCAAGUUCUUCCUUCACAGGUGGAAUAUGUGAGCCGUAUUUUUGAAAAACAUCCAGACAUUUAUUGA
Molecule: messenger RNA, 658 nt
Organism: Arabidopsis lyrata subsp. lyrata
Lineage: Eukaryota; Viridiplantae; Streptophyta; Magnoliopsida; Brassicales; Brassicaceae
Product: MATH domain and coiled-coil domain-containing protein At3g58400-like
Exons: 2
Coding region: 314-658 (114 amino acids)
Molecular function (GO): protein binding
Source: RefSeq, a predicted model, not a curated record